GAGGGGGAGAGCCGGUGUCGGGCUGCAGCUGGCAUUGCAGCUGGCCCAGGGGGGCGACCGGAGCCGCCCACGGGCGAGUCACCCCCUCAGCCAUGGCCAGCGCCAAGCCGGGGCGCCCCAGCCCCCCCAGGGAGGGCUCGGCGGCUCCGGAGAGGUAUUCUGGAAUUCCCACGGCAGAGGGUCGCCCUGACCGUCUAGAGGAGGAGGUAGAAAUGCCUGAAAUCUGGGGUCUUUCGGAGCCCCUGGGCCCAGAGGAGACCCCCAGCCUUGGGCAACAGGCUCCGGAAGAGACCCUUCACCUGGAAGAAGACCUUUACCCAGAGGACAACCUCUUCUUCGAAGAAGACUCUUUCCUGGGGGAGAGCUUCGCCCCAGAGGCCUUCUUCCCGAGAGAGCCGCUCUACCUGCAGGAGACCCCCACCCCGGGGGAGACCCUCCAUCUGGAGGAGACCCCCACCCCGGGGGAGCCCCUCCAUCUGGAGGAGACCUCCAUCCCGGAGGAGACCCCCACACCGGAGAAGGCCGUCCACCUGGAGGAGACUUCCACCCCGGGGGAGACCCUCCACCUGGAGGAGACCCCCACCCCAGGGGAGGAGGAGGAGGAGGGGGGCCUGAGCCUGGCGGAUCUGGAGCUGAUGGAGCUGCGUUUCGAGGAGUGCGUCGAAGCGGUGAGGGGGCUGGAGGAGGAGCGGGAGGAGCUGAUCCGUCAGCUGGUGGCUCUGCGGGAGCCAGCCCUGCAGGAAGUCCAGCAGGCCCACCAGGCCAUCCUCAGCGCCUACAAGCAGCAGGCCCAGGUGGAGCUGGAGCGGGACGGCCUGCGGGACCAGAUCUGGGCCAUCAAGCAGAAGCUGUUCAAGGUGACCAAGGAGUGCGUGGCCUACCAGUACCGGCUGGAGAGCCGGCGGCAGGACGUGGCCCAGGCGACCGCCCAGCGGGAGGAGCUGACCGUCCGGGCGGCCCAGCUGGCCGAGGAGCUGGCCCGGCUGCGGGCCGCCUGCCAGGAGGAAACGGAGCAGGCCCGGCGGAGGCUGGACGUCACCCCGGCCCCCGCGGACGGCCGCCUGCUGCAGGAGAGCCGCCGCUUCUCCAGCCAGUUCGAGAGCUUCCUGGCCCAGAGCCGCCAGGGCCUGGAGGAGCAGUACGAGCCCCAGUUGGUGCGGCUGCUGGAGCGGAGGGACACCGGGGCCCAGGCGCUGCAGAAGACCCGGGCCGAGCUGCAGGGCAUCCGGGAGGCCCUGAGCCCGCUGCGGGGAGAAGCCGAGCGGCUCCGCCUGCAGAACCGCAGCCUGGAGGAGCAGAUCGCCCUGGUGAGGCAGAAGCGGGACGAGGAGGUGAUGCAGUAUCGGGAGCAGAUGGAGGAGAUGGAAGAAAGGCAGAGGCAGCUGAAAAACAGGGUUCAGGUCCAGCAGCAGAAGAACGAAGAGAUGGAAAAGCUGAGGAACAGCCUAACCCAGGAGCUGUCUGCCUAUAAGGCCACCCUCUCCAAGAGCCCAGGCCAGCCCAAGUCGCCCACGGGCCAGCCUGAGUCGCCCACGUCCCAGCCCGGUGGAGUUGGGAGCGCGCCUCAAGGGGCUGCCUAGAAACCUACGGCCAAAUCCUCAACCUAGAAACAAGGGACGACCAAAGCUGUUAGCGAUGGACUUUCAAGAUCCCUGUUGGAAAUGUUUCUUUUGCGGCAGCAAAGGAAAUUGCCCCCACCAGCCCAGCCCAUCCCAGGAAGGGCACAGGUACUGGGGCCGACUCAUUUGAAAAAGAUUCGUGGCAGCAUCUUGGGGGCAGAACCCCAGACAGUCCUUGGUUUGGUUCUGUUUCGUAGGGUGCCGACGUUACUCCCCCGUGGCAAAGGACGGGAGGAUGUAUCUGCUGCUCCCCAGGAGCGCAAAAAGGAAUCAUGUACCCACUGGCAAAAGGACACUGGUGAGAGGAAUAAUAGGUGUCUGCCUUGCAGUGUUUUGGAAAGUAUGUCUUGCCUUAUUUUACAAUUCAAAAACAGCAGAAGCUUGCCACAGGCAAAAAUGUCAGUGAGGGAGCCAAUUUUAAUUAAGUGGGGCUUUUUAGUUUGAUUUUUCUUUCUGUUUCACAAAGUGUUUGCCUUUAAAUAGAACCCUCUUUGAAAGCUGGGUGUUUCGAAGGGCUCGGUUGCAUUCUGUAGUGCGCUCAAGAGGAAAAUACAGAAUGGUAUUCUUAUUUC
Tachyglossus aculeatus (Australian echidna) is the source of this 2191-nucleotide messenger RNA. RefSeq names its product syncoilin, intermediate filament protein (gene SYNC). The transcript has 5 exons. The record is from RefSeq and is a predicted model, not a curated record. Bases 93 to 1580 code for a protein of 495 amino acids. Gene Ontology annotation, cellular component: intermediate filament. NCBI's taxonomy places the organism in Eukaryota, Metazoa, Chordata, Mammalia, Monotremata, Tachyglossidae.